AUGGAGAUGGACAGCAUUGACUGUGUGUCUUUCUCUGAUGGGAUGGAUGAGGAUGAGAUCCAACACCACACUAUGCAUCCUCAUCACCACUCUGAGUUUUCUUCAAACAAACCUCGUAAUGGCGGUGCUAAUAAUAAUAAUGUUUUGGGAGCCACGACCAUUUCUCCUGCAACCAGUGUUCAUGAGUUGCUAGAAUGCCCUGUUUGCACCAAUUCAAUGUAUCCCCCAAUUCACCAGACCUGCAACAUAUUAGACACUCUUAUGCUGGACCCCAUGGGAAAUAUGAGUAUGGGGCAGAAGUGGAAUUUGGAUUUAACAAUGAAGCCUAUGUGGCAAGGACUACUCGAGCUUGAUAAGCUCCAAAGAGGUUACGACAAAGAUGGGCUUGGGAUGAUUGCAUAUAAGUCUGAACAUAUGAACCUACGUGGGAAGGAAAAAAAAGUAACAAAUACUUUCUUGCAGUGCCACAAUGGGCAUACAUUGUGUUCCACAUGUAAAACAAGGGUGCACAAUCGAUGUCCCACAUGUAGACAAGAGCUUGGAGAUAUUAGGUGUCUAGCACUGGAGAAGGUGGCUGAAUCACUUGAAUUACCUUGCAAGUACUACUCCCUUGGAUGUCCUGAAAUCUUUCCAUACUACAGCAAGCUUAAGCAUGAGACAGUAUGCAAUUUUAGACCAUACAAUUGUCCUUAUGCUGGAUCAGAGUGCUCUGUUGUUGGGGACAUUCCCUUCCUUGUAGCACAUUUGAGGGAUGAUCAUAAGGUGGACAUGCACACAGGAUGCACAUUCAACCAUCGUUAUGUGAAGUCAAAUCCUCGUGAAGUAGAGAAUGCAACUUGGAUGCUCACCGUAUUUCAUUGUUUUGGCCAAUACUUCUGCCUUCACUUCGAAGCUUUCCAGCUUGGCAUGGCUCCUGUUUACAUGGCAUUCCUUCGAUUUAUGGGUGACGAGAACGAGGCUCGCAACUACAGUUACAGCCUUGAGGUUGGCGCAAAUGGCAGGAAACUUAUUUGGGAGGGUACGCCGCGAAGUAUUCGCGACAGCCACCGCAAAGUAAGGGAUAGCCAUGACGGUCUCAUUAUUCAACGAAACAUGGCCUUGUUUUUCUCCGGAGGUGAUAAGAAGGAGCUGAAACUAAGAGUUACAGGAAGAAUAUGGAAGGAACAACAGAAUCCAGAUGCUGGGGUGUGCAUACCAAACCUUUGCAGCUAA
Sphenostylis stenocarpa is the source of this 1212-nucleotide messenger RNA. The record is from the annotation of a GenBank genome assembly. Lineage: Eukaryota; Viridiplantae; Streptophyta; Magnoliopsida; Fabales; Fabaceae.